UCACACAUCGUCUUCGCUCCUCUCUAGCAACGGGAUAGCAGUAAGAACAGCUCCUCCGCACAGUUUUUGCAACAGCAAACCAAAAAAAUAAAAAAAUGACCCUCUUCGCUUCAAAGAUGUCCAGACACCAAUCUCAACGAUUCACCCUCUUCACUUUCUCCCUCCUCGUCUUGAGUGGACUCGUCAUCCAGCAAGCAGAGGCAGGCAUCGGAGGCCUUCUGGGUCUUGGCAACAAAGGAUUCGGAGGUAAGAAAACUUCGGAAAUGCUUGUGGCAGCUUCUAUACUGGCUUCCCUCAUCACCAAGCAUAAGGAAUCCCAGAGCCAGAAGAACAGAGCUCCAAUGAUGCCUAUGCCCAUGCCACCUUAUGGAGGAUAUGCCGCUGGUAGCUCUCCAUAUGCUUCCUAUGGAGUUGGAGGAUAUGGAGGUGGGCUUGGAUCUUCCCUCUAUGGUGGAUACCCAGGUUUAGCAUCUUCCUAUGGAGGAGGUAUGCCAGCUGGUUAUGGAGGAUAUGGUGGAUACCCAGGCUAUUAAAAAGUAUUGAAAUUUUUAUAUGUAUACAAAGUAUUAUUCGUUCAUGAUCCCUAGUCUUCUACUGGUGUGAUCCAGGGAUGAAUAUCUGCUCAAUCUGUUUCUGAAUUUUAUUUGAAUAAUAUUUCGAGGAAUCAAAUAUACCUACUUUGAUUAAUAAUAUUUCAUAAAUAUUAACAAUUAUAGAAUAGCUUACCAAUUUUUAAUGAAAAAAAUAUUCAUCACAUAUAUUAAAUACAUGCCAAUUAAUUUAACAUUACUAAACUAAAUAAAUUAACACGAGGUAAUGCUUUAUGAAAAAAUCAAAAUAUGAUUCUUGGACAAAAUUAAAACUAACUAUCCGUCAUUUGCAUCACUUCAAAUACGCAAUGACUUUUUCUUAAGAAAAUCUUCAUUGCUUUCUCAGGUAGAAACAUAGAUAAAACAUAAACAAUUAUCUGAAUUUGUGCAUUAAAUUCCCUGUUCAGAUAUUCAUCCCUUCGGAAACACUUCAGAGAUUCUGCCCCUUGUAAAUAUGUCCCAAAGAAUUCAUCUCUAUACUUCUUUCAUGUUUUAUGUACACUCUUCUGUUUUACGGACGACGUAUGUAUAGGUGUUCGGUCCUGUUCAUAUAGCUGUGCAUAUUUUGGCAGGCCUGGCACUGAAUGUCUCAAUCAUUUUACUGGCGUGUUUUCUGCCUUCAUAAUCAUGUAUUUUAUACACUUAAUAAAAAGAUUUAUAUAGAA
Messenger RNA from Argiope bruennichi, 1255 nucleotides. RefSeq lists its product as uncharacterized. The transcript has 2 exons. The record is from RefSeq and is a predicted model, not a curated record. Lineage: Eukaryota; Metazoa; Arthropoda; Arachnida; Araneae; Araneidae. Bases 96 to 533 code for a protein of 145 amino acids.